AUGAGGGUGCUAGGAAUACUUUGUGUUGUUGGCGUUCUCUUUGCCAAAUUGGCAGCUGGGGCAGAGCAUCAAGCUGCCAGCCUACCCACCUGUGCGCUAGCAUGCAUGAAAACAUCUCUUUCGCAGACCUCUUGUGCAUUGACGGACCAAGCAUGCCUUUGCACCGAUGCAAAGUAUACCGCUUACCUCGAGAAAUGUGUCUCUUUCAGCUGCACUAUACGCGAGUCGUUGGCUACAAAGAAUGUCACAUCAUCAGCAUGUGGAGCGCCCAUUCGCGAUCGCACAAAAGUGGUUUCAUAUGCCGGAGUUGCAGGAGGAAUCGUGGCUCUAAUAGCCUUCAUUCUCAGAAUAAUCGCGCGAAUCAAGUGCUCAACAACAAUCGGAAUGGAUGACUUGACCAUGACAGUGACAAUGUGCCUCCUUGUGACCCUCAGUGCACUCUCAGUUGUCUUGGCCGAAGCGGGCUUGGGAAGGGACAUAUGGACGAUUCCCACAAAGAACAUCACCUAUAUUCUCUACAUCUACUUUUGGGAUGAAUUGAUCUACCUGAGCAUUUUGCCAUUGACGAAGAUCUCCAUUCUCUGCUUCUAUCUCCGGAUUUUCCCCGAGCCUCGCUUUCGAGUCUUCACAUACAUUGCGAUUGCACUGAAUGUGGGCUAUCUGAUCGCAUUUGUUCUCAUCUCAGUAUUUCAAUGUCGGCCCAUUGCGGGAGCCUGGCUUCAUUGGGAUGGAGAGGGAAAUUACCAGUGCAACAACAUCAACGCCCAGGGAUGGGCUUCCGCCAUUAUAAACAUGGUACUUGACAUCAUGGUCAUGUUGCUUCCUCUACGACAGCUUUACAAGCUCAAAUUGUCUUGGAAAAAGAAAGCCUACGUGAUGUGCAUGUUUGGACUGGGAAUUUUUGUGACUCUGGUCAGCGUGUUGCGCCUGAAUUCACUGAUCCAUUUCGCGUCCACACAAAACUUAACAUGGGACUAUGUCGCCGUGGGGUACUGGAGUACCAUUGAAUGCGACGUUGGAGUCAUAUGUGCCUGUUUACCGGCAAUUCGAUCGCUCCUUCGCCACGCAGCCCCAGGGGUAUUUGGUGACACGGAGCAAAACAAAUCCUAUGGGACAGGCUCCCACGGCCGCGGCAAUUCUCGAUUGGAUGGCUCCAUCAGUGUCCUGCCCAAAGGUGACAAGGGUCCAUUUUACCCACUGAACGAUUUCGGCAACUCAAGCGAAGCUCGACUGCAUCAGAACCGCUGA
Penicillium oxalicum is the source of this 1248-nucleotide messenger RNA. Its product is annotated as CFEM domain-containing protein. The transcript is spliced from 8 exons. NCBI's taxonomy places the organism in Eukaryota, Fungi, Ascomycota, Eurotiomycetes, Eurotiales, Aspergillaceae. The record is from RefSeq and is a predicted model, not a curated record. The coding region runs from base 1 to 1248 and encodes 415 amino acids.